UUCUCCUGCAAGUGUCAAACUCUGUUUGCACAAGUGAUGAUGAGUAAGAAACAGCCCUGCCUCAAAGUUAAUUUAUAAAUGGCUAUGCCUGGACAGCAAUUCAGUUAAUUAAUUAACCACUCUAACGAUAAAAAAUUAAAUACGGAAAGUUCCUGUGUCUUUGCGCCAUUUCUCUACUUCAGUACUUUAAUCGUAGAGUUGUUAUAAAACUAAAAAGUGCAGUGUAAGUAUAAGAAAUUGAGGAAACAUUUACAACGAGACUAAAUAAUCAUUAAUAAUCAACAUGGACAGCAAAGGGCGUAAAGUUAUCGUUUGCGACAAUGGAACUGGGUUUGUUAAGUGCGGUUAUGGAGGGUCACAUUUUCCUGAGCAUAUUUUUCCAUCCAUGGUUGGUCGUCCGAUAAUUCGUGCUGCCAACAAAAUUGGAGACGUGGAAAUUAAGCAAGAGGACCAUGAUAUCGCAGACUUAAUGAUUGGCGACGAUGCCAGCAAAUUACGGUCAAUGCUUGAAGUGAACUAUCCCAUGGAGAAUGGUAUUGUGAGAAAUUGGGAGGACAUGCUUCAUCUGUGGGAUUAUACUUUUGGACCAGAAAAGAUGAAUAUUGAUCCUACGGAAUGCAAAAUUAUGUUAACGGAGCCUCCAAUGAACCCAACAAAGAACAGGGAAAAAAUGAUUGAGGUGAUGUUUGAACGCUACCAAUUUGCAGGAGCUUACAUUGCCAUUCAGGCUGUUUUAACACUUUAUGCUCAAGGACUCUUGACUGGAGUAGUCGUUGAUUCAGGCGAUGGAGUGACCCACAUUUGCCCUGUAUAUGAUGGAUUUGCAUUGUCCCAUUUAACUCGUCGACUAGAUAUCGCUGGACGAGAUAUUACACGAUAUCUCAUUAAAUUAUUGUUGCUGCGAGGAUAUGCAUUUAACCAUUCCGCAGACUUUGAAACUGUUCGCAUGAUGAAAGAAAAAUUGUGCUACAUAGGAUACAACUUGGAGACUGAGCAGAAGUUAGCUCUCGAGACCACAGUUCUGGUGGAGACAUACACCUUACCUGAUGGCAGAAUCAUUAAAGUUGGUGGGGAACGUUUCGAGGCACCGGAAGCACUAUUUCAACCGCAUUUAAUAAAUGUGGAAGGACAAGGAAUUGCGGAACUAGUGUUUAGUACUAUUCAACAAGCGGAUAUUGACAUCCGCCCAGAGUUGUACAAGCAUAUUGUCUUGUCUGGGGGUUCAACAAUGUAUCCAGGUCUUCCUAGUCGCCUUGAACGAGAGAUUAAGCAACUUUAUUUGGAGCGUGUACUGAAAGGAGAAACUGACAAACUUUCGAAAUUUAAAAUCAAGAUUGAAGACCCUCCCAGAAGGAAGGACAUGGUCUUCAUUGGAGGGGCUGUACUUGCCAAUGUAAUGAAAGACAAAGACGAUUUCUGGAUGUCCCGUGAAGAAUAUUUGGAGAAAGGAGUGAAAGUACUCGAAAAAUUGGGUGUUCGUGCCGGUUAAUUUGCAUAUGUGACGUUAUAUGCAAUUUUAUAUUAAUAAUUACACAAUUAUUAUUUAUUAAACUAGCAUAUUGUUAAGAAUGAUAUGAUUCUUGUAAUACUAAUUUUGAUAAUUACUUUCUGGAUUUAAUUUCCUCACAAACAAUGAAACAAAACCCCAAUUAUGUUAAAAUAGGCUGACCUUACUUUCUGACAUUUUGUUUAAUGUAAAAGUAUUCCACAUAUACCUAAUUACAAGUAUUACUGAUAAUUAUUUUCCUGUAUUUUUUUUUGUAUUUCACAAUCAUCAAAUCCCAGUCUCCUCGUGUAUGCAGUGAAGUUUUUAAUCACUUAAUUUUAAUUUGUGCUUGUGCUGUAAUCAUAUAUCCCAAAGCUAUCGCGACAUUUAUUAUUCUUUAGCAUUAUCAUCCACAUCCAAAUACCGGUUAAUUUUAGUUACGUAAUAGUUUAAGCAUGAAUGUGUAUUAUUUGGAAUCAAGCAGAUAUCAGUAAUUUCUGCAAUAAAGUGGCAUUCCAUUUCAAACUAA
Molecule: messenger RNA, 2015 nt
Organism: Folsomia candida
Lineage: Eukaryota; Metazoa; Arthropoda; Collembola; Entomobryomorpha; Isotomidae
Gene: Arp2
Product: actin-related protein 2
Exons: 13
Coding region: 284-1489 (401 amino acids)
Biological process (GO): Arp2/3 complex-mediated actin nucleation
Cellular component (GO): Arp2/3 protein complex; actin cortical patch
Molecular function (GO): actin filament binding
Source: RefSeq, a predicted model, not a curated record